Prorocentrum cordatum is the source of this 2130-nucleotide messenger RNA. The record is from the annotation of a GenBank genome assembly. NCBI's taxonomy places the organism in Eukaryota, Dinophyceae, Prorocentrales, Prorocentraceae.
AUGGAGGGAUCGAGCACGUUCAACCCUCACCACGCUGUUGCCUUGCCCCUGCUGCGCCACAUUUGCGCCGAGAAGGGCCUCGACCACGCGCUGAUCGCGCCCGCGGCCGCCUUCUGGGACGCGCCCGACCCAGCGUCUGCAGAAGAUACUUCGGCAUUCGAUUCCACGCUUGUCGGCGACGAGGCCGUCGCGCUCAUGGCGCGCGCGCUGGUUGAGCUCGACGAGUCUGUGGAUGUUGCGUUGGAAGUCCUGGUGGAGCUGUUCGCCAGCUCGCGCUCAGGGCUCAACUUGGGCCCUAACAAGAGCGAGUGCUCCUCCAAGUAUAGAGCUGUGAAAGAAGGCAACCGACUGCUCACCAACACCGUUGUGAAGAGCGAGGCGGAGAAGGACUUCGGCUCCUCCGGCGGCGGACGCCGACGGAUCCGCGCCCGGCUCCUCCGCACCUCCGCCCUCGGGGCGGGCGGCCCGCCACAGCGGCGGCGGGGCGCCAUGGGCUGCGGCGGCAGCGCCGCCAAGAAGGGCGCCGACGAGCCCGCCGACGCCGCGCCGAAGGCCGCCGACGAGGCGAAGGCCGCCGCUGAGGCGAAGGCCGCCGCCGCCGCCGAGGCGAAGGCCGCCGCCGAGGCGAAGGCCGCCGCCGAGGCGAAGGCGGCCGCCGAGGCGAAGGCCGAGGCCGAGGCGAAGGCCGAGGCCGAGGCGAAGGCCGCCGCCGAGGCGAAGGCCGAGGCCGAGGCGAAGGCCGAGGCGGCGGAGCAGCGGCGCGCGGCGACGGAGAGGUAUGCGGAGGCGGCGGCGGGCCUGGCCGCGGCUGCGGUGGCCGAGAGGCCGCUGGGGAUGUCCUCGCUGGAGUUCGCCGAGGACGUCGCCGAGCGGAUGAGGUCGGGUGCCCAGGAGGAGUGGGAGAAGGCGGCCCUGGCGCACGACGUGGCGACGGAGGCCGAGCUGGCCGAGCUCGCCCGCGCGCUGCUCGGCGCCCAGCUGCGCCGCGGCGCGCCCGCGGUGGCCGCCGCGGCGCUGUGGGGCGUCCGGAGGGCCGCCCUCCUGGCCUGCGCGCCCGAGGAGACCUCCCGGCGGCCCCCGCGCCUGGCGGGGUGGCCUCCCUGGGGGCGCCGGCGGCGAGCUCGCUGCUGCGGGAGGCCCUCGCCCGGGCCCCUGGCCCGGAGAAGGGCGAGGCGGGGCAGGCCCCCGAGCCCGCCGCGGCGCUGGCGGCGCUGGAGGCGCUGGAGGCGACGCUCCUGGAGCUGUCCGAGGAGCUCGCCGGCGCGGUCGAGAGGGCGGCCACGGAUGCCCAAGGAGACCUCGAGCGGCGCUGGAUCCGCGCGCUGGACCCGCGGGGUGCUGGGCGGCUGUCGGGGCCUGGCCGCCGCGGCCUUCGGGGCGCGCGCGCUCGUGCCGCCGGCGCGGGGGGCCCUGCAGCGGCUGGCGGCGGCCGCCGAGUCGCUCCCGGAGCCUCGGAGUGCAAUCGGCCAUCUGUCACUAAAGCGGGCUGUGGCCUACAGCCUCGCGCCAGCUACCUUCGUCGCCUGCGGGACCCUCUCAACCCCACGACACUUCUGGCAGGGGUACGAACCGAGGCUGAGAACGAUGCCUCGCAUACGUGCAAGGGCCCUGACUGCCCUUGUCCUCGCAGCGCUUGGGUGCUGGCUCCACCUGCACGCCUGUGUCUCGAAGGCAUACGGUCACCUCACGGCGCUCCUCACGGUGGGCUCCACGACCGUCCCGUCGGCGGUCUGCGCCGCUGCGAACAGCAGCAGCGUCGCCAACACCUGGCUGGCCUCGUCCGUCCCGAAGCCAGCGAUCUUCCUGCUCACGAUCCCGAGGUUCCUCAUGCAGGUCUGCAGCGCCUCCUGCUCCAGCGGCUUCGUGCCUGCAUCACUCGGGUUCUUCUUGCCGUCCACUCUCUCAACCUCGAACUGCUUCUCCCUCAGCGCCUGCUGGUGCCAAAGGUACCUGGUCUGUAGAUGCCGUACACGCCCGCAGCCCACUCUGUGGAUCAUCCCACGGGCCGCGUCUGAGUCCGUGCGAAUGAUCAGCCUCACGUCUGCUGGAACACCAGCUCCAAGCUCAGCGAUCUCGAGCAUCACCUGCUUGACCGUGAUGCCGCGCGCUGCCGCUGAGCCGAUGGCGUAG